CGGAAUUACCACUCUGCAGAUAACAGCAUGGCUAAAUCAGUGACUUGCGCUCUAUUGAUCAUGUUUUUGGACAUUUCUCUACCGUUGGCUGUGGAGGCAGCCGGGGAGUAUUGUCACGGCUGGUCGGACUCGUACAACACCUGGCACCGGGGCUUUCAGUGCCCCGAGAAAUACGACGGUGAGGAAGCGCGCUACUGCUGCGGGACCUGCAGUCUUCGAUAUUGCUGCACAUCCGUCGAGGCCCGUCUUGAUCAGAGCACCUGUGAUCCAGACGACCUCAGCGAUGGCAAAGUCAGGACGAUGACUUCAAAUGUGCCCACGUAUCUGCCGUUUGUGAUUGUGGUGAGUGCAUUCCUGUCCUUUGUGCUGGUCGGGACCGUGGUGUCUGUGUGUUGCUGCCACUGCCUGAAGCCCAAGAGUGCAGAGCGCCACAGCGGGCUCAUGCCUACGCAGACCAGUCUCCUGGAACCAGGAGGGGCCGCCGCAGACAGCCUGACGCCGUCCAGAGACUCCAGCUCCAGCGCCAGCUCUGCGGGCAGGUCCACUGGCAUGACCCGGCCGCCCGGGUCAGACGUUACCAUGAACAUCUACGGGCCCAUGGGGACUAUGUACCCUACGAUGGGGGUGCAGCCGCCACAGCACUUCCCCUCUCCAACCCACAUGCCCGCGCAGUUCUACCAGCCGUACCUGAACUACAGUGUGCCUCCAGAGCACACCAUGAUGACCGCUCCAGCCUUCCUGGACAGUCACUCUGUUUACAGGCAGCCCCACGGACAGACAUUUCAUCAGGCCCCCAUGCACACAGAGCCCAUCUGCCCUGUACUUACUAUUUGAGGACUAAUUUUGGACACUUACGUCAGCUGCCUUGUGACUAAAAAAGUAUAAAUCUGUAAUUGUGCCCACAGUUUAGCCUUAAUGAUUUUUACUGUGGCUGUUGCAUUCUGUCCUCUGUGAGGUUCACUGCAAUUGUUACAUGCUGAGGUUACAAACAGUUUAGUUUAAUUGUUGUUCUAAGUGUCCAGUAAUGUUUCACUGGUUGGCUGUUAUAACUGUGUUAUUCUGAGCAAGCAUGACCUUUUGAACUUUACUUCUGAAUAGAAGAGACACCAUGACCAUUUCU
This is a messenger RNA of Sardina pilchardus (European sardine), 1120 nucleotides long. RefSeq names its product shisa family member 2a (gene shisa2a). The record is from RefSeq and is a predicted model, not a curated record. The coding region runs from base 28 to 834 and encodes 268 amino acids. NCBI's taxonomy places the organism in Eukaryota, Metazoa, Chordata, Actinopteri, Clupeiformes, Clupeidae. The transcript has 2 exons.